Knipowitschia caucasica is the source of this 717-nucleotide messenger RNA. The record is from the annotation of a GenBank genome assembly. Lineage: Eukaryota; Metazoa; Chordata; Actinopteri; Gobiiformes; Gobiidae.
AUGAGGCUGAAGAGGGAGGUCAUGGCUCUGUCCUGCUGCUGCUCAGAGAAGUUCUGCAGAAACAUCAGAAUAACCUCAGUCUGCCUCAGUCUGAACCUGCCUCAGUCUGCCUCAGUCUGCCUCAGUCUGAACCUGCCUCAGUCUGAACCUGCCUCAGUCUGCCUCAGUCUGAACCUGCCUCAGUCUGAACCUGCCUCAGUCUGCCUCAGUCUGAACCUGCCUCGUCGUCUGAACCUGCCUCAGUCUGAACCUGCCUCAUCUGACUGCCUCAGUCUGAACCUGCCUCAGUCUGAACCUGCCUCAGUCUGCCUCAGUCUGAACCUGCCUCAGUCUGAACCUGCCUCAGUCUGCCUCAGUCUGAACCUGCCUCAGUCUGAACCUGCCUCAGUCUGCCUCAGUCUGAACCUGCCUCAGUCUGAACCUGCCUCAGUCUGCCUCAGUCUGAACCUGCCUCAGUCUGAACCUGCCUCAGUCUGCCUCAGUCUGAACCUGCCUCAUCUGAACCUGCCUCAGUCUGAACCUGCCUCAGUCUGCCUCAGUCUGAACCUGCCUCAGUCUGAACCUGCCUCAGUCUGCCUCAGUCUGAACCUGCCUCAUCUGAACCUGCCUCAGUCUGAACCUGCCUCAGUCUGCCUCAGUCUGAACCUGCCUCAGUCUGAACCUGCCUCAGUCUGCCUCAGUCUGAACCUGCCUCAGUCUGAACCUGCCUCAGUCUGA